This is a messenger RNA of Enterobius vermicularis (human pinworm), 210 nucleotides long. NCBI's taxonomy places the organism in Eukaryota, Metazoa, Nematoda, Chromadorea, Rhabditida, Oxyuridae. The record is from the annotation of a GenBank genome assembly.
AUGAAAGAAAUCGGAUUGAAGGCAGCCAUAUUUGGUUCAGAUAGUGCUAUGGUUUGUGUAAAGGCUUUAAAGAUGGCGCUGAGCAGGCUUGAAAGGGCUACAGAAAAUAAUCUACAUGUAUUAAGUGCCGCAGCAGUCUGUCAGCAGUAUAGCGAUUUUGAAAGGCAAAUUCAAGAAAAGGCUGUAUUGGACCUCGUUGAAAAAGGAUAG